UCUAGGGAACACAGAUUGAAUGUUCCAGAUAAUCCCUUUCCCAGUCCUGCCUGACAUCUGGUCUGGGGGGUGUUUUUUACCUGGACUUCUUGGGAACCGGCUGGAGUUCAGGAGAGAACUCUACCUACCUGGCCGCAGGAUGAAGCUGGCCACUGGCUUCUUGAUUUUGUGGCUCAGCCUGGGCAGUGGCCUGGCUCAGAGUGGCACCAGCCCGGAGGCUGAGGAGUCCUACUCCGACUGGGGCCUUCGGCACAUCCGAGGCAGCUUUGAAUCCAUCAACGGCUACUUUGACUCUUUUCUGGAGCUUCUGGGAGGGAAGAACGGAAUCUGCCAGUACAGGUGCCGAUACGGAAAGGCACCAAUGCCCAGACCCGGCUACAAGCCUCAGGAGCCCAAUGGCUGCAGCUCCUAUUUCCUGGGUCUCAAGGUACCGGAAAGUAUGGACUUGGGCAUUCCAGCAAUGACCAAGUGCUGCAACCAGCUGGAUGUCUGUUAUGACACUUGUGGUGCCAACAAGUAUCGCUGUGACGCGAAAUUCCGAUGGUGUCUCCACUCAAUCUGCUCUGACCUUAAGCGGAGUCUGGGCUUUGUCUCCAACGUGGAAGUAGCCUGUGAUUCUCUGGCUGACACUGUGUUCAAUACUGUAUGGACCUUGGGCUGCCGACCCUUUAUGAACAGUCAGCGAGCAGCUUGCAUCUGUGCAGAAGAGGAGAAAGAAGAAUUAUGAGGAAAAGGUGAUUCCUUCCUGGUUUUGAGUGACAGCACAGCUGUCAGUCUCAGAGAUGGCAGUGUGACGGGUGUCUCAUCUUUUCUUCCAUCAGUUUGGAUACCACAAAGCAGGUGAAAGGGAACACCGUUCUACAGCUGGAAAGGGAGUCCUAUCCUUGGAGGAAAAUUGAAGAAAGACACAGAGUGAUUUGAAGGCUACCCUUCACUUUAACACUGGUCUCUCCAACCAAGACACGUUUGCCUGGAAAUUCAGUUCUUAGCUUAAAGACUAAAAUACAAGCAAACCCUGCAAUUCCUGGACCUGACAAUUAUAUUCAUAAGUGACAUUUUGGGGAAUCCAACCAUUUGGGAGGAAUGACUUUCCUCUGGCCCAUGUUUCAGUUGCCAGCCAGUAAGCAUCUCACAUUUAAUAAAGUGUACUUUUUAGAA
Molecule: messenger RNA, 1158 nt
Organism: Lemur catta (Ring-tailed lemur)
Lineage: Eukaryota; Metazoa; Chordata; Mammalia; Primates; Lemuridae
Gene: PLA2G12B
Product: phospholipase A2 group XIIB
Exons: 4
Coding region: 20-727 (235 amino acids)
Biological process (GO): cholesterol homeostasis; arachidonate secretion; lipid catabolic process
Cellular component (GO): extracellular region
Molecular function (GO): A2-type glycerophospholipase activity; calcium ion binding
Source: RefSeq, a predicted model, not a curated record